AUGGCCGCCUCACAGGAAGAUGUAAACCGUCUCUGCGACCACCUCAAGCAAGUCUUCGCCGUGUCUGACACCGCCUUCAAAGAGCUGCAAGCCAAAUACGACGAGGCAGCAAACGAGAUUGUGGCGCUUAAGACCACAGAGGCCUCCCAGAAUGCAAGAAUUGGCGAAUUAGAAGCCAAGAUUGUCGAGCUGCGCGCCCUGGCCGGGGUCAAACUACACGGCACCAUCAACAUCAGCGGCCAGCUGCCCCGCGGCGCAAUCGACAUCACCGAGCACCUAUUGAGCGACAAGGCCUGCGAGCAGUACGAUCACAAGAUCGUAUGGAAAUACCCAAAGCAAGCAGCAUACAUAUGGCGUGGCGUGUGGGUUGAGCUGUACACUGACAGCGGACAUGGGGUGUUGAAGGAAGUGGACGAGAAGGUGUGGGCGAAGUGGCUGCGGGAGGGGACGGAAUUUGGCAUGGAGGAGUUGAAGGUACGGGUGAUGAUUAUGGUGGGAAGGGACCGGAGUGCCAUGGAUGUGCUUCGUCGUGCUGAAGUCCCCCUCAAUAUGGGAGUCGAGCUGGUCAAUGGCGGCAUUCCGUUGUUUCGAGAGGAGAGACGUUAG
Molecule: messenger RNA, 606 nt
Organism: Cyphellophora attinorum
Lineage: Eukaryota; Fungi; Ascomycota; Eurotiomycetes; Chaetothyriales; Cyphellophoraceae
Exons: 2
Coding region: 1-606 (201 amino acids)
Source: RefSeq, a predicted model, not a curated record